UAUUUACUGCAUUUUUGGGCGCUAAUUCUGGACAUUUUUAACCCUUUCCCCCCCAGUUACCGCUACUGCAAGAACAAGCCCUACCCCAAAUCCCGCUUCUGCCGGGGGGUCCCGGACCCAAAAAUCCGAAUUUUCGACCUGGGCCGGAAGAAAGCCAAGGUGGACGAGUUCCCCCUGUGCGGGCACAUGGUGUCCGACGAGUACGAGCAGCUCAGCUCCGAGGGUACGGCGGGGAUUUGGGGGGUCCCAAAAAAUC
This is a messenger RNA of Pyrgilauda ruficollis (rufous-necked snowfinch), 256 nucleotides long. RefSeq names its product 60S ribosomal protein L10-like. The transcript has 2 exons. Gene Ontology annotation, molecular function: structural constituent of ribosome. Gene Ontology annotation, biological process: ribosomal large subunit assembly; translation. Gene Ontology annotation, cellular component: ribosome; cytosolic large ribosomal subunit. The record is from RefSeq and is a predicted model, not a curated record. NCBI's taxonomy places the organism in Eukaryota, Metazoa, Chordata, Aves, Passeriformes, Passeridae. The annotation marks the transcript as partial.